Molecule: messenger RNA, 3715 nt
Organism: Microplitis mediator
Lineage: Eukaryota; Metazoa; Arthropoda; Insecta; Hymenoptera; Braconidae
Product: ankyrin repeat domain-containing protein 29-like
Exons: 8
Coding region: 348-1259 (303 amino acids)
Biological process (GO): innate immune response
Cellular component (GO): cytoplasm
Molecular function (GO): protein binding
Source: RefSeq, a predicted model, not a curated record
AGCAUAAUUCAGUGACACGAAGUCAUUCGACGGCAAAGUGUCUGACGUUUCUAUCUUAUGUCAGUUGAAAAACUAAAAAUACAAGCAUGUAAUAAUACCUGAGUGAUUUUGAAAUGAUUCUCAUCAUUAAACAUAAAAUAAUAUUUCUUUUUAAUUAUUUAUAACAAAAUUAAAUAAUUAAUAGAUUAAUUGCAAUAAUGCAUUUGUGAUUUUCUUUUAUUUUUUUACGGACGAUUGAACGUGUCAGUGCAUAACAAUGUGUUAAAAAAAUUGCAUUCUCAUAAUUUAAAAAUAAAUAAGUAAAUUUUUAAAAAUAGUAUCAGCCUCAAUAAAUUAAAUUUUCAAAAAUGUCUAUGAAGAAAGAAUCUCCAUGGGAUGUAGAACUGCAUCUUUCAGCGGCUCGUGGUGAUGCAAAACGUCUGCAAGUUCUUUUAGACUCGGGACGUGUUCAUGUCGACUGCAAAGACAAGGACGGGACAACCCCACUUAUAUUAGCGGCUGCUGGGGGCCAUAUUGAGUCUGUUACUGAGCUAUUACAACAAGGGGCGGAUCCAAAUGCCAAAAGACUGACUGGAACAACUUCUCUAUUUUUCGCAGCUCAAGGCGGUUUUGUAGACAUUGUUACACUUCUCAUUGAGCAUGGUGCCAUCAUAGACUCUUGCAGUAUUGAUGGUGGAACACCACUUUUUGUUGCUUGUCAAUGUGGUCAUUUGGAAGUCGUCGUAGAAUUAAUUGAAAAGGGUGCUAAUGUAAAUGCUCAUAUGAAGGAUGGUGCCACAGCAUUAUUUAUAGCCGCACAAAAUGGUCAUAUUCGAAUACUAGAAAUUUUAUUAUCACAAGGAGCUAAAACAGAUGCAGCAAGAACUGAUGGCGCAACUCCACUCUGGAUAGCCGCUCAAAUGGGGCAUGAUCAUGUGGUCAGGAGACUCUUGAAGGCCGGAGCCAAGGUCGAUGCUACCAGACAUGACGGUGCUACUCCGCUCUUCAAAGCCGCUCACAAAGGCCACACUGCAGUGAUUGGUGAAUUACUAAAAUAUCGACCAUCUCUUGAUAUUCUUCCAAACGGGGAAAGUGCAUUGCACGCAGCAGCCUUGGCUGGACAUAUGACCGUCACGAGACAAUUAGUUGGAGCCGGUGCUGAUCCUCUGCUUGUUAACCAGGAGGGUAUUACCCCACUUCAACUUGCCAUUAGACACUCGCAAACCCAAGUUGUUAAUUAUCUCAAAGAUAAAAUUAGAACGCGCACUGCAUCACGUUAAUUAUUUUAAUUAUUAUCUAACAUUAGUCUUUAUUUUAAAAACGCUGACUUAUUUUCACAUUAAAUUUAUCUCGAAAAUUUUUAAUUAUUUAAUUUUUGAGCCUUAAUUAUAAAAUGGAAAUGUUUUUUUGAGUUUAGGAAACGGAUCAGUAUUUUUUAAAAUUAUUUUUUAUUUUAGUAAAAUAUAAUAUUAAAUAAAUAUAUAAAAAAAAUAUAUAAAAUAUUUUUACACUAAAAUAAAUAAUUACCUUUAAUUUAAAGGUAAAUUAAUGGCCGGGUGUUGCAUUAUUAUUGUAUAUGAAUAUAUGUUAUAUAUAUUUAAUAUUAAUUAUCAUUUAAGUAAUUAGACGAGUUUAUUUAUAAAUAAAAUAGUUAUUUUAAAUAACUAAUUCGGCAGUAAUCCAAAUAAAUCUAAUUUAUUGUUAUUAAUUAAUCUGAUAAUUAAUUUAAAAUUAUGGUGUAUCGUCAACUGAUCCCAACAAUUUUAUACCACAAGUGAUCUCUACAAAUUGAUCUUACCAACAUCUGAUUUCAUUGAUCUGAUCUUCGAUUGAUUUUUGUCAAUAACUUGAGUCAGAAAAAUAACUUGAUUUUGACUAUGGUUUUUUUUGACUUGCAUUUGACUCAGUUAACUUAAUUUUAGCUACACUUACUUUUUUUGACUUCAAUAUCAGUUUUUUAACUUAAAUAUUUAAGUCAAUUAAAUGAAAUUCAAGUCAAGUUUAACUUAAAUGAUUUAAAUUUAAGUCAACUGAGUCAAAUUAAAGUUACGUUGACUUAAAUGUAACUUAAAUGGCUUGGAUUUAAGUCAGCAAAGUCAAAUUCAAGUCAAGUUUCGCUUAGAUUUGACUCAAAAAUUUAAGUCAUCUGAGUCAAAUUCGAGUCAUUGACUUGAAUUUAACGUCUAUGACUUGAAUUUAAGUCAACUAAGUUAAGUUUGACUUGGAUUUGACUAAAACUUUAGGUCAACUGAGACAAAUUUGAGUCACAUUGACUUAAAUUUAACUUCUAUGACUUGAAUUUAAGUCAACUAAGUCAAGUUUGACUUGAAUUUGACUUACUUGAUUUAACAAUUUAAGUCAACUGUCAAAUUCAAGUCAACGUGACUUUAAUUUAACUUUAAUAACUUAAAUUUAAGUCAAUUGAGUCAAAUUAAAAUCACGUUGACUUGAAUUUAAUUUAAAUGACUUGAAUUUAAGUCAACUUAGUCAAAUUCAAAUCACGUGAACUUGAAUUUAACUUAGAUGACUUGAAUUUAAGUCAACUAAGUCAAAUUCAAGUCAAGCUUGGCUUGGAUUUGACUCAAAAAUUCAAGUCAACUGAAUCAAAUUCAAGUCAACUGAAUCAAAUUCGAGUCAUUGACUUGAAUUCAAGUCAACUAAGUCAAAUUUGACUUGGAUUUGACUUACUUGAUUUAAAAAUUUGAGUCAACUGUCAAAUUCAAGUCAAGCUUGGCUUGGAUUUGACUCAAAAAUUCAAGUCAACUGAAUCAAAUUCGAGUCAUUGACUUGAAUUCAAGUCAACUAAGUCAAAUUUGACUUGAAUUUGACUUAUUUGAUUAAAAAAUUUAAGUUAACCGUCAAAUUAAAGUCAGCAUAACUUUAAUUUAACUUGAAUAACUUGAAUUUAAGUCAACUGAGUCAAAUUAAAAUCACGUUGACUUGAAUUAGACUUAAUUGACUUGAAUUCAAGUCAACUAAGUUAAAUCCAAGACAACUUGACUUUAAUUUGACUUAGUUGGCGUAAAUCGGUAAGUAAGACAACAGUCAAAAGCAUAUCAAAAUCAUGAGUUUCCAUAUCUUAAAAUAUGUUUUUCAUUAAUUAAAAUAUGAACUUAAACUUGGCUUGCUUUUGUCUUCCUAGACUUGCUUUAUUAUCAAUUUUCAAAAUUACGCCAAAAUCAAGUUACUUUUUUGACCCGGGAACCAGUUUACAUAAUUUAACUUCUUACAUUUACAACAGUGAAUUUUAAUUAUUUAUGUCAUAGUAAUUAAUUAAUAACUAAUUAUUUAAUGAAAUUGUCUAUGGGAUCAAUUGUCGUGUGAUCACUUGUCGGGGAUCGGUUGUCAUGGAACCUAAAAUUAUUAAUUAAUUAGUUUGUUUAUUAUUUUAUUACCGUCCAAAGUUAAAUAAAUAUUUUGUCAGUCUUAAUUAAUAAUUAAUGUAAAUUAAAAGACUGACGGAUUUGCCUUGAUAUGAAUUAAAAAUAAUAACAGUGCAAUGUAAUUAAAAAUAAUUUAAAUUAAUGUAGAGUUUAAAUUAAAAUUUAAAAAAAGGAUAGCGUAAUUUAAAAUAAUAUUAUUUAAUUAUUAUUAUUAUUAUUUAUAUAAAUAUAUUGAUGUAUUAAAAAUAACAUACAUUUUGAAUCAUUCCCUCGUAUAUUUAACUAUCUAAAAAAUAAUAACUAUUUUCUUAGUCUUCCUACACUGUUAAUGUGUUAAUUAAUUAAUAACUAAU